CCCGGAUAAGUAGCACAAGCUUUGAAACGAACGAACAUCUUGCGUCAGUUCAAGAAAAGCCGGCAGUAUACUGCUAGUAAUAGUUUGACAACUAUUCGUGCGCUUCGGAUCAUUUACAGGGUAACUUUAAACGCGCAUACAGGCUGAGAAGAUGGACAUGGAGGAAGGGAAGGCAUCCAACGGAGAGACGCGCCUCGCUGAGCCCAUGGCCAACGGAAUGAACGGCCCCAACAAGGGCAACCCCGAGCCGCUGCCCCAGCGGGUGAGGAGGAUAGUGAUGGCCAACCUGCUGGUGAUUCUCACCGUGGCCGGGGUCAUCGUCGGCGUUUUUAUCGGACUUGGUGUGCGCAACGCGGAGCUGAGCAGGACCCAGAUGAUCUAUAUCGGCUUCCCCGGGGAGCUGCUCAUCCGGCUGCUGAAGAUGAUUAUCAUCCCGCUGGUGGUGUGCAGUCUGGUGUCCGGGGCGGCCAGCAUCGACCCCAAAGCCCUGGGCAAACUCGGCGGCUGGGCUAUGCUCUUCUUCCUGGUCACCACAUUAAUUGCCUCGUCCAUCGGGGUUAUUAUGGCUUUCAUAAUAGUCCCCGGGUCGGGGUCGAUAGCCAAACCCCAGGUCCAAGGCUUGGGCGACGACGUGCCUGCCGCUAAAGAAGUGGUAGACUCCUUCUUAGAUUUGAUCAGAAACAUCUUUCCUUCCAACCUGGUGUCUGCUGCCUUUCAGUCUUAUGCAACCAGUUACAAGCUGGUUACCAAGAAUGGCACGGAUGGAAACCUCAGUGUCACAGUGGAGAAGGUGCCGUUUGGAACAGACCAGGAUGGCAUGAAUAUUCUUGGUCUGGUAGUGUUUGCCAUUGUGUUUGGUGUGGCUUUGAGGAAGCUGGGAGAGGAAGGAGAGAUCCUCAUUAAGUUCUUCAACUCCUUUAACGAGGCCACCAUGGUGCUGGUCUCUUGGAUCAUGUGGUAUGCCCCUCUUGGUAUCAUGUUCCUUGUAGCUGGCAAGAUUGUUGAAAUGGAGGAUGUUGGCACAUUAUUUGCCAGUCUAGGAAAAUAUAUAGCCUGCUGUGUAAUCGGACACGCCAUCCAUGGCCUUCUGGUGCUGCCUGCCAUCUACUUCGUCAUUACAAGGAAGAACCCAUACACCUUUCUCUGGGGGAUAUUCACAGCUCUGGCAACGGCCUUUGGAACAAGCUCAAGCUCUGCCACUCUGCCCCUGAUGAUGAAGUGUGUGGAGGAAAAUAACGGCGUAUCCAAGCACAUCAGCCGUUUCAUCCUGCCCAUCGGAGCGACAGUCAACAUGGAUGGAGCUGCGCUCUUCCAGUGUGUGGCGUCAGUUUUCAUCGCUCAGCUGAACAACUAUUCCCUCAACUUCAUCCAAGUCAUUACCAUCCUUGUGACAGCUACAGCAUCCAGUGUUGGAGCUGCGGGUAUACCUGCUGGUGGUGUGUUGACCUUAGCCAUCAUCCUGGAGGCGGUGGGACUGCCCACCAAUGACAUCUCUCUAAUCCUGGCUGUUGACUGGCUUGUUGACCGGACAUGCACAGUGCUGAAUGUAGAGGGCGAUGCCUUUGGAGCCGGUCUCUUGCAGAACUAUGUGGACCGUACGUCCAAACGAGAAGAGGGAGCAGAGCUGAGCGAGGUCCGGCUGGAGGGAAACACAUCAGCUGCUGCCCCUGAGCACUCACCGCUUAUUGAGAAGCGAAGUGAGAAGGGCGGUGCUAAGAAGUCUCCGUCUGGGGAAAAAGAGUCUAUCAUGUAAUCCAGCUGCUGACACGCUCACUUAUUUUAACCCCCCCCCUGACUUUUUCUUCCUUUUGAGGGACAGUGUACAUUGGUCUGGCUACUAAUGUUUCAUUUGAUCAGUCCUCAUCAAUUUUAAAGUCAGACUUUUAUCAUGUGACCAGGUUGUAAAAAUCAAAUGUUCCCCAAUAUAAUGUAUUCAUCUACUGGGAAGUCGAGAGGCUGGACCAGUGACCAUCUGCCAAUUGUCGGCAAUGGCAGAUCUCAUGUUACAAAUAGAAGAAAAGUUUUGUGGAUGUAUUUACCUAUUGGCCACCUGGUUCCAAAUUAUAAUGAACUGGUAUUUACCAUUGCGUCAACUUCCUGGUGGAACACAUGGAAAUGUCCGGCUUUAAAAGCUGAGGAGGACCACGCACAGCUUGCAGCACCCGGUCUGUCAAGACAGAGUUUUCAUAUUCUCCAACUGGAAUACCUUUUUUUACAAUGAUUUUUUAGUUUUUUGGUUGUGUUCAAAUUUCAAUCUUCCAGUACAAAACAAUAUUUAUAUUUGUUGCGAAAUGUAUCAUCUUAAUACUUUGUAUAUGAACAUGAAUUGUUUGUGUGUUUUAUUAUACACACGGCCACUUUCAUGCAGAUUGUAUCCAACAUAUUUAUACUAUGUAUUUGACACAUCAUAAGUAAAGCACAUGGAACACUAGUUUAAAUAUAUUCCAUACUCUGCAUGUAAAUGAUUAUGUCUGUAUGACAAAAGGCACAAACAUGUGUUUUACUUAUAUCCACACAAUAACUGCCCAGAGCUAAAGAAAUGGGACUCUCAUGCUUGGACACCGAUUGACCUCGGAGCCUUUUUGCCUUUUCUAAUGGACAUCAUGCGACAGAAGGCAACACAACCUCAGGUUUAGCUAUGGCUUGAAGACUGUCCUUAAUAUUCUGAGACCAAAAAUCGCACCAACUCAGCAAAAAGGCAGAAGACCUUUAACUUCUGAUGACAUUGAAUGACAUUUCCAAGGAGAUAUGCUUACAUUUGACUCAUGCUAUCGCUCUGUGUAGGUACCAGCAUCUUAAGGCACAAAUGGGCUUUAAAGCACAGUCUGUAACAAGGAUGUGUUUGUUGUAUACAGUGUAGAGUGAUUUCAUAUGAUGUGUAAGUAACAAAAGUACUUCCGCUACAAGGAUGCCUAAAUGUUGACAGAACACCAGCAGUGGACUGCUGGCUCGUUUUGGCUGAGGACUGAAACCUGAAGGAUUUAAUUGAAAGUAAGCAUGUCUCUACUUAAACCUAUUUGUGUGGAUGUGAUGGCCAUAACACUAUAAAUACUAGUUUUGGGCUUUAGGCCUCCUUGUAUGUCAUUGGUGAUGCCUAAGAUAAUUAUUUGUUCAAAUCAUAUUUAUUUCCAUAAUUAAAAUCCAAAGACAUUUAAGACAAUGUUUGGAUAUUUUAGUAACUCCACAUUUUAUUUUAUUUUAUUUUUGCCAGCUUCAUAUCUUCUAUAUAGCCAGUUGGUGAUAGUUGUCAUGUUUUAUGUUCAUUUUUACGUUAUAUUUUAUUGUGAGUUAGAGUCUAGACUGUUGCUUCCAUCUGGUGACUCUUUUGGAGUUUUGCUUUUGCAGUUUGGCUGCAGAUGUUUAAGGCUUUGUGGUGUAGCCUUGAUGGUAUGAGUUGUGUUGACGGGACACUAGAGUGAUACUAUUUGCAAAGCAACAUGCAUAUAUGCAAUAUAUAUCUAUAUAGAUAUAUAUGUGUGUGUGUGCAACACAUGCUAUGUAUGAUUAACUACAGUUGCACUAUUGAAUGUUUAUCUCUUCCAUCCAUAUAAUCUUUCACAGAUCAGAGCUCUACCAAAUGACUGGGGUUUAUUUUGCGAAUCUUGUAUGAAAAAGAAAAAAUCACAAAUCUGUAUUCUUACAAGCUUUUAUAUGGUACUAGUUUUGUAAUACUUCCCAUGGUGAUCACUAUGAAAUCAUGGCAGGCCUGAGCCCUCAUCAUAUCGACAGUCUUAUGUCAUCAGUGUGCUAAAAUGUUAACCAUUGCCUCAAAACUUUUUUGGCUUCAGUUUCCACUUAAUUCUUUUUUUUUUUGUUGGAAGGUUGUAAAGAUGUAAUCAUCCUUUGAGAUAUUUCAUCUGAUGGUUGUUUGUCUAGCUCGAGCAUAGUAUGUGUCGAGUGUCGUGUGUGUGUGCACGUUUCUUGUAAUGCUGUUACAAUUUGGGUAUGUUUCAAAAACCUUUCCCGGUUAGUCUGAAUUUACUGUCCUUAGGGUUUAAACAAUAAAGGCAUUUUUUUAUUA
Molecule: messenger RNA, 4021 nt
Organism: Anoplopoma fimbria (sablefish)
Lineage: Eukaryota; Metazoa; Chordata; Actinopteri; Perciformes; Anoplopomatidae
Gene: slc1a5
Product: solute carrier family 1 member 5
Exons: 8
Coding region: 152-1753 (533 amino acids)
Biological process (GO): L-aspartate import across plasma membrane
Cellular component (GO): plasma membrane
Molecular function (GO): L-aspartate transmembrane transporter activity; neutral L-amino acid transmembrane transporter activity; symporter activity
Source: RefSeq, a predicted model, not a curated record